Trichoderma reesei QM6a is the source of this 1197-nucleotide messenger RNA. RefSeq lists its product as uncharacterized. Gene Ontology annotation, molecular function: nucleic acid binding. Gene Ontology annotation, cellular component: ribonucleoprotein complex. The transcript has 4 exons. Lineage: Eukaryota; Fungi; Ascomycota; Sordariomycetes; Hypocreales; Hypocreaceae. The record is from RefSeq and is a predicted model, not a curated record. Bases 1 to 1197 code for a protein of 398 amino acids.
AUGCCGGCGCCACGCUCCAACAAGCUUCUGCAGCUCACCAGCACCGUUACUGGGCUUCCAACUUUGGCCGACGCGAUGGAUCCGUCCAACUUUCCUUUCGUCGAAGCGGCCAGACUGGCGAAGCCCAUGAAUUGGGGCAUUAUCAAGCUGAAAAACAUUCCAUUCUCGACUACCCGUGCCGAGGUGAUUGCCUUCCUCGGCCGCAACUCCAAGGUGUUGAACGACACUGACGAAGGCGUGCACAUCAUCAUGGACAAAGUGACAAGCAAGACCAUGGAUGCCUAUGUCGAGUUUGUGUCGCUCGAAGAUGCCAUGAGAGCGGUCGAGAGGCACCGAAGCAAUGUCGUCGCCGGCAGGUUCAGCCGCCUGGGUGACCGUCCCAUCGAGGUAGAGGUGACUUCUCAAGCCAGCCUCAUGAAAGAUCUCUUCCCCAUCGCUCGCGGCGUCUUUUGGAAUGGUGUCACGCCCGAAAUCUUGCCGUUCAAUCCCACACAGCCCUGGGACAACUUCAAGGGUUUCGUCUCCGAGGAGGAGAUGAUUAUGCUUGUCAAACAUGUCGAGGUGCCUCAUCGAUCUCCCUUCUCCCGAGACUGCCCGCAGCGCCCAUAUGAAUGCUUGAUCAGCACCAUCAAGAAGUUUCCGUGGUUUCUUACCAACUGUGUGACGAUCAAGGAGCGAGAGGCAAUGUACCAGGCUACCACUGCGCUUAUUCGCCAGCUCACUCGCAGCAUUCUUCUCCAGGAAGACUCCGCGCACUUGACUCCUUUCCUGCUCCGGCGCCUUGUCCAGGCAGCCAUGCUCUGUCCUGGCUUCACGCCGUGUAUGAAGGAUGGCAUCGCUUGGAUCACCAACAUGCAGGAGCUUGAUCAGGAGUACUAUCAGCUGCCACGUUUUGCCAACCGUUGGCGCCACCAGUAUGCUAUCGGCCCAAAGCCUGGUUUCCCCCAGGACGUUGUCGAGUGGUAUGUGUCGAUUAUCCGUGAGCAAUCUCAAAAGGAUGUUCUCGCCCUGCCGUUUCGAGAGCGCGCCGAACUUCAGGAGCUUGCCGAUCAGACUGAUAUGUACUGGGGCUACUUCUGGGCUGAGGUUGGCUACGGGCUUGGCCCUCAAUUCGACGACAUGAACCUGGCACAGGCCGCUCACAUGGAGUUCUCGGCCGUGGAGCGCAUCCUCUCGCGUGCCCUUACCCAAGGCUAA